AUGUCGAAUAAUGAAAUGGUCGCCUGGAACCAACACCUUCAGACGCCCGUCCUCUUCAACCACCACGAACCUUAUGAAGUCAACGCCAGCACCAUCAACCGUAUCGAUCUCAACCCCAUUGUCUCCACGCCGCGAGCACUCAGCAACCGCGAACGCAUUCUUAUCCUCACACCUCUCCGCGACGCCGCCCCCUACCUCAUCAAGUACUUUGACUUGCUUUCCGAACUCACGUAUCCGCACGACCUAAUCGAUCUGGCUUUCCUUGUUGGCGACUCUGUCGAUGACACCCUUGCAGUAUUAGCCUCCGAGCUGAAUCGCAUCCAACAGAGGACCGACAAAAUCCCCUUCCACAGCGUGCUCAUUGUCGAAAAGGAUUUUGGCUCGAACCUCGACAUGAGCGUGGAAUCGAGACAUGGAUUCGCCGCCCAGGGCCCGCGAAGAAAGGCAAUGGGAAGAGCAAGGAAUUAUUUGCUCUCAGCGGCGUUGAAGCCCGAACACAGUUGGGUGUACUGGCGCGAUGUUGAUAUCGUAGAUUCACCCAAGAAGAUCAUUGAGGACUUUGUUGCCCAUGAUCGAGAUGUUUUGGUCCCAAAUAUCUGGUUCCACCGAUACGAAAACGGACGUGACAUCGAAGGGCGCUUCGACUACAAUAGCUGGAUCGAAUCCGACAAGGGCCGUCGACUCGCUGCUUCGCUCGAUAAAGACGUUGUGCUCGCAGAAGGGUAUAAGGAAUACGAUACCGGAAGAACGUACAUGGCCAGGAUGGGCGAUUGGAGAAACAACAAAGAUGAAGAGAUUGAAUUGGAUGGUAUUGGUGGAGUUAAUAUUUUGGUCAAGGCCGAUGUCCAUCGAUCUGGGAUUAACUUCCCCUGCUACGCUUUUGAAAACCAAGCCGAGACUGAGGGUUUCGCGAAGAUGGCCAAACGGGCAGGAUAUCAGGUUGUAGGAUUGCCGAACUAUGUCGUUUGGCACAUUGAUACAGAAGAGAAACCCGGAAACGCCGCAUAG
Molecule: messenger RNA, 1008 nt
Organism: Fonsecaea multimorphosa CBS 102226
Lineage: Eukaryota; Fungi; Ascomycota; Eurotiomycetes; Chaetothyriales; Herpotrichiellaceae
Exons: 4
Coding region: 1-1008 (335 amino acids)
Biological process (GO): cell wall mannoprotein biosynthetic process; protein N-linked glycosylation
Cellular component (GO): mannan polymerase complex
Molecular function (GO): alpha-1,6-mannosyltransferase activity
Source: RefSeq, a predicted model, not a curated record